Acaromyces ingoldii is the source of this 1280-nucleotide messenger RNA. RefSeq lists its product as hypothetical. Lineage: Eukaryota; Fungi; Basidiomycota; Exobasidiomycetes; Exobasidiales; Cryptobasidiaceae. Bases 113 to 1066 code for a protein of 317 amino acids. The transcript is spliced from 3 exons. The record is from RefSeq and is a predicted model, not a curated record.
GAGAGGCUAAGAGUAACUAAGAUGCGGUCGAGAACAGCCGCGAAGGGCAACCGAGGGAAUGUUUAAUCCUUCCCACCACCACCUCAAGUCAAGUCGGUAGAGAAACAGCAGAAUGGGCGAGUACAUCCUGGGCUACUCGACGGAGGAGUCUCAAAGGCUCGAUCUCCAGCACGCCGCCUACAAGACGAUUCUCGGCGGGCAGCUCUUGUCUCGCGAUGUGGAAGCGGCCGCCAGGCGAGGAGAGAUCAGCAAGGUCCUCGACGUGGGCACGGGCACGGGCAUCUGGUGCCACGAUGCGCUAGCCGAGCUAAAGGCCCUCAAGACCGACGAGGGACAGUACCAUGUCGUCGGAUCAGACGUCGCCGAGAGCGAGCAGUGGGGCCAGCACGGCGGAGCGUCGACGACGUUCAUCAAAGCGGACCUGGGUGAUGCGGAAGCCAUGGCCCAAAUUGGAAAAGACCAUGGACCAUUUGACUUGAUUCACUCUCGCCUCAUGAUUAUUCCGAUCAAAGACGGCCAGUGGGAAUCUUAUCUUGCGACAAUCUCUAGUCUGCUCCGGUCAGGUGGCUAUGUUCAACUGGAGGAGACGGAUUUCGGGUACUCGCAGUCUUGUCGCCCGGAGCGUGAGAGCGUUGAGCCCGUCAUCAUUGCGCAAGCGGUUGCUCGAGGCGUAGGAGGUGACCCAAUGGUUGCACAACGCCUCGCCAAUUACAGCAUGAAGUCUGGCUUCUCCAACGUGUCAAAGACAGUCCACCACGCCCAGAUGUUUACCACGGCUUCAGAUGGCACUCGAAUCAGCAACACAGUCAUCGGCGACUGGGUGCACAAGUCGUACGUGGCGUUGAAGACACACUUUCUUAAAGUUCGCCAAUUGCCCAACUAUCACGAGCUUCUCGACCAGCUGCCGUCCGAGGUCGUCAAGAAGGCUGGUGGAAGGCCUCAGGACCUGCUCAAGGACGAGGCAGAGUACGAGGACCACUUGCAGAGAGAGCACAAUGUCCGUCUCGAGGACCCGUUAUGGCACGUCGACGUUGUCGUGACCACUGGGCAAAAGCUGGCCUCUUGACUGUAUCUCUUUGCCGAUCCGAGUCUUCCAAUCUUAUGAGAAGAGCAGGGCCCUUUCAAGUGUUGCUGAGCGUGUGUCAUAUGUGCGAAGUUCCAGGGGCUGAUCGCUUCCACUUCAGCGCGGAUUUGACGAGACAUUUGCGGGCUGAGCGAGAAAAGAUGAGGCGUUAUUCAAGAUGAUAGAUUAUUAUCGACAGUGCAAUCGUCGAGCAAUG